AUGUUUCGUAUUCCAUUAUCAUUACCCAAUAUCAAUGUAUUUACAUUUGGCGAAUCAUCUCUAUAUGGUUAUGAUUCAUUAAAUCAUUGUUUAAUUGUUUAUUCAUUAAAUGAUUUAAACAAUUUACAUGAAAAUCGUCCUGAUCGUUUUCAUUUAUCUUCAUCUCCGUCAACAGCAAUUGAAAAAUUAAUUUUAAAUCCAAAUGAAACGAUUCUUGCCUUAAUAUCUGACAACACCGUUUAUUUCGUGUAUUUACCUCAAUUAAUCAAUUCUCCUUCAAAAGGUUCUCGUCUUUGUCCAUUAAAUGUUCUUCCAUCAAAUCCAUGUGAAUUGAUUGAUUUUCUUUGGUUAUCUCCACAUCAUUUUGUACUUGUGAAUUGUUAUCCAUCAUCCAGUGAAUGUCAUCUUUAUCGAAUUCGUCUAUCGAGAAGUUCUCAUAUUGAAUUUAUUCAAACAUAUUCUGUUGGAAAUGAAGGGAAAAGUCGUAAAAAUGAAACUCCAACAAAAAAUAUUUCACUUCGUCAACCAGCAAACAUUGUCAAAUUAGAUUUAGCCAAACGAAAACAAGAUCAAUUCACCUAUCUUCUUCUCUUUGCAUUAAAAGACAAUGGAGAUAUUUAUCUUCUUGAAUUUGAGCAAAAUCAAUUCUUUCAAAAUGAAAAUUCAAUUUGUGGAGAAUUUCACGGUCCACUUCGAAUUCUUCCACCAACAUACGAUAAUUAUGGUUCUAAUUAUAGUCAUUCAAAUUUUCUUUGUUUAUCGUGUUCGGAGAAAGUCUUGAUUCUUUUAACACGGAAUAUUUGUCAAAUAAAUCAAUGUGUUCUUUUAAAUCCAUCAAAUGAUGAGUUUUGUUUAUUUACAAUUGAUUCGAUUCAUUUACCAAAAACUGAUCAAAUGAAUUUAACGAUCAAAUCAAUGAUUAGAAAUCCGUUGAAUUCGAAUGUUUAUUAUGUUUGUGAUUCAUCAUCGAAUGUUUAUUCAAUUGAAAUCUCGUGGAUCAAUGAAAUUCAAGAGAAACAAAUUUCAGCAACGAAAAUUCAAUAUUUAUGUAAAUCGAAUCAUUCGAUUGAACAAAUUGGUUUAGUUCAAACGACUAAUAAAGGACAAUGGUUAACGAUUUUAACAAAAACAUCGCAAAAUCAAGAAAAAGAAUUGAUUCUUCUUCGUCCGAAUUCUUCAUUGAAUUCUUCAACAAAUGAAAUGAAAUGUGAUUCUUUGAUUGAACCAUUAAGAAAUGAUCAAUCAAACGCAAAUCAUUCUGAAUUUGUCGAACGUAUUCAUUCGAUUUUACAUCGUAAUUUAACAUUACCUCAUGUAACUCUUUCUUCAUCUUCAUCAUCACAAACAAAUCUUUCUAAUGGAGAUUUUCAAAAUAAUCUUUUGAAAUUUCUUCAAUUCUUUUCGGAAGAAUAUCUCGAUAAACAAGAAAAAGUUCAAAUUGAAUUACAAAAUAAACAAAGAUAUUUAAAUGAUUUUCAACAACUUCAAAUCAUCGCAAAACAAGAAUUAGAUGAGAAAUUUCAACAAUUACAAAGUUCAAUCAAAUCUUUCAAUGAACAAUAUCAUCAAGAAUAUUUUCGUCGACAAGAAUUAUCGUCACAUCUUGAUGAUUUGUUAUCCAUUGUUGAACAAAAUACUCCAGUUGUUUCCAAUGCUGAAAUCUUAAUGCAUCAACAAUUGGAAAGAUAUCGAAUUCAAAUUGAUUCUCUGCAAAAGAAAUUGGCACUUUUAAAAGAUUUUAUUCCAAAGAAUUUACGAGAAGAAAAAAUUGAUCAAUCAUCAAUGGAAAAUAUUCAAAUAUUUCUUCAAUAUUUUAAAACACAUAUUGACCAAAUGAAACAACAAAUCAACGAAAUUAAUCACAACAAUUGA
Adineta ricciae is the source of this 1872-nucleotide messenger RNA. Lineage: Eukaryota; Metazoa; Rotifera; Eurotatoria; Adinetida; Adinetidae. The record is from the annotation of a GenBank genome assembly.